UUUUUUUAAUGAAAAGUAUCCCUUGCAAAAUGUGUCAUCCUUAUUUGAAGGCAAGGGUCUACACACAUCGUCAGUACGCUCCAUACUCUGUUCACGAGAACAUCGGAACUCGCCCUGAUUUUCUCGAUGAAAAUGGAGAAGAAACUAACGGAGCACAUGGUGGAAAACAUGGCCAGGUGCAGGGACUAUGCAAAUUAUCAAUUUAUCUGGCUGCGACAUCACUCUUUGCCUCAAGAUGCCGUACAUAGAGGUCCUUGCGCUCAGCAUGAACAAGAUCACUACUUUGAAAAGCCUGGUGAAUUGCACUCGACUGAAGGAGCUGUACUUGCGCGAGAACGAGAUAGCAAGCUUUGAUGAGCUGAAAUACCUGGCCAAUGCCAAAUCCCUGACAUCCCUCUGGCUGCUGGACAAUCCGUGCUCUAAUGCCGCUGGCUCCAAGUAUCGGGCAUCUGUGCUACGAAUACUGCCGAAUCUGAAGAAGCUGAACGACGUAGAUGUUGACGAAGAGGAGCUGGAAGCCGCUUUGCGGGACGAGUGCCUUUCGGAGGUACGGAGUGCGAUCCUUGAUCCUGUUUUGAAUUCGCGCAAUUGCAGUCCCAAAAACAUGACAUAUCGCGAUAUGAUCAAACAGGCCGAUCGGAUUACAACUAGGAUUGCCAAAAACCUUUUCGAGAUGCUCAAUUCGCGACGUCAAGAUGCGAUGGCCCCACCCGGCUAUCUGAUGCCCAAUGUAUUCUCUGAUAGAGAUCAUAAAUAAGUCAUUCUAAUUUACCGAUCUACUACAUUCGCAUUAUGUGUAGUUAGUUGGCAUAUUUCGAUUUUAAAGCAAUACUCAACCUUUGAUUGAUUAAUUUCAAUAUUUAAAGUAGGAAGUCCGUGGAAUGCACUCGUCAUUUGGCGUCUUUGGCCAGAUGAGUUUGGGUUUGCAGCUACCAGGAAAUUUCAGGCCGUGAUCAUGAUAGCGAUCAUGAUGGCCAUCAGGUAAACACAGCGACUUUUCCGGCUUACAACAAAGGGCGACUCUUGCCAGUCGUAAAUAGAGUUACAUGCCACAUCGGAAUGGCAAAUCCUAGGUUUGUUUCUUGCUUUCUUAGCUGCUUUGUUUGUUGGUUUUUUGUCACCGACACCAGGAGACAUGUGAGACCUGGAAAAGAUAGGGAAACAGACGCCACUCCUCCUCCUCCUCCACCUCCUGUCCAUCGUCUCGAACAAUUAAAAGCCAGUUAGGUGAAUUUGAUGCGGGACGGGCCAAAAAAAAAGAAGUUGUUGAAUAAUUAAU
Messenger RNA from Drosophila mauritiana, 1279 nucleotides. RefSeq names its product cilia- and flagella-associated protein 410. The record is from RefSeq and is a predicted model, not a curated record. Bases 188 to 757 code for a protein of 189 amino acids. Lineage: Eukaryota; Metazoa; Arthropoda; Insecta; Diptera; Drosophilidae. The transcript is spliced from 2 exons. Gene Ontology annotation, molecular function: protein binding. Gene Ontology annotation, biological process: cytoskeleton organization.